CCCCCAUCGCUGCCGGAUCGAAUCCCGCAAAUCGCUAGCUUUCUUUUACUGCUUGCUCCAAACAAGGCUAUCAAGGCAAAAUCCAUCACCUUCACACUCCGCCAUGGAAUACGUCGAGCACCGCAUGAACGACGAGGCCGCCAAAGAGGCCGUCAGCGCCGGCCUCAUCUCGCCCCUCAACAUCCUCCUCGUCUCCAUCAUCCUCUACACAGCCUACUCAACCUUCUUCUCCAAAUCCGCGCCGCCGCAGCUCCCCAAGCCCCCGCCCCCCGCCGUCUUCAAGAUCUACAACCCGCACACCCUCCUGCCCUUCAACGGCGUCGACGGCGCCCCCGUCUUCAUGGCCAUCCGCGGCGCCGUCUACGACGUCUCGCGCGGCCGCAACUUUUACGGCCCCGGCGGGCCCUACCAGAACUUUGCCGGCCGAGACGCCAGCCGCGGCCUGGCCUGCGGCAGCUUCGACGAGGACAUGUUAACCAAGGAUCUGGACGGCCCGCUCGACACGCUGGCCGACUUGGGGGCCGAGGAGAUGGAGGCGCUGAGGGGGUGGGAGGAGAGGUUUACGGAAAAGUAUGACAUUAUUGGCAAGUUUGUGUCGAUGAAGGAGUAUGAGGAACUGAACAGGAAGGAGUGAAAUGGUUGUUUUUGAGAAAUAACUCUUCGUUUUUGAUUUUGUUUUUUUUUUACGCGUAUGUAGCAAAAUGGGAUAAGCACUGCAGUUUGCACAAGGAAAAAAAAAGAUCCUUUUCAAUAUCAACAUGGACAUCACAGAAGG
Trichoderma asperellum CBS 433.97 is the source of this 775-nucleotide messenger RNA. RefSeq lists its product as uncharacterized. The record is from RefSeq and is a predicted model, not a curated record. Lineage: Eukaryota; Fungi; Ascomycota; Sordariomycetes; Hypocreales; Hypocreaceae. Gene Ontology annotation, cellular component: membrane; endoplasmic reticulum; endomembrane system.